AUGGGGGGGCUCGUCGUUCUUGAAAUGGCAGCCCCCGUCCGUCCCCGAGCGCAAUUGAAUCGAGAGUGUGCGUCCGACGACUACGACAAAACCGUCGUGUGCACGUGUGGACGCCUUGAAAUUGGCAGCGUCGAUCGUGUCGUGUUGAUUCUGGGGCUUCAAGGGGCUGUGUGCGUAGUGGGGCUGAUGGCAACGUGGCUGCUUCGACGUGUGAAGCCUCAGAAAGCAAGUGUGGAAACGAGUGAAUCGACGUUUCAAACGGUGAAAGCGACACGACAUGCGCUGGGCAUUGCCGAUAGCUACCUGGACGCCCCCGACGAAAGCAAUGUCUCGGCGUACCAUGUGGACAAAGUGUCGUGCAUCAUGGCGAGGUUCCUUCCACUCGCGUGGGCGGGUGAAUCGUACACGUUUGACGUCAAGUUGUGGCUCUGGCACGAAACCAAGCAGCCCAAGACCUGCACCAGCCACGACGUCCACGAGUUCCGGGCGCACGCGUCUAGUGUCCGCGGUAAAAGUACCGUGUCGCCCCACAUUAGCUUGUUAUUGUACCUGGCCCCCGUCAAGAUGACGCGACCCGCCCAAGUGAUUCAGCACGCGAAAACUGCGUUUGCCGUCGCGUAUACCGUUGGCGCGAUCGUGAGCAGCGUGUCGUACCUUGAAAUGACCCAAGUGAACCUCGCCAAUGACUUGUAUUGGGCUAAAUUCAAUAUGACAGGCGCCCACGCAUUCACGGCGACCUGGCUCAACGAAUGGAUCGUGCUCGGUCGAGAAGCCCCCCCCCUCUUAAUCGACAAACCGCUUGUUCAACUCGACUCGAACCAGGUUGCGGUCGAAGGCGCGUUCGACCAGUCUGUGGCCAUGGUCCCCUCGGUGGCCAACUUUGGCGCCGAAUUGCAGUACACGCGCCUGAAUGCGCUGGACCAGGCGAUCGCAGGGCUUCGGGCUACCAGCGGGUGCGACGUGCCUUGGAUCUUCACCCAGUAUUGCUACGUGGACUUCAAUCAGCGGUGGGAGCUCGCCAACUCUGCCUCGCGGCAAGCCCGAUGCAAAGCCAGCAUGACCGCAAACGGCGCCGUGUUUAUAGAGUCUGUAUUACGGAAUGUCGACUCCCGCGAGUUCAAGUCGUGUUGGGGGGACGCAUUUACUUCUGGCAUUGCAAACGAAGUGCAGAGCACAACGCAAGGCCAGCAAUGGCUGCAGGACACGCUGAGUCCAGCGUUCGUCCUCUCCAUCGCGGACGAAAUCGCCCUGUGGCGAGCCCACAACAUCACGACGUUUGACACGCAGUGGCAAAACUUCAAGCGCAUCGGACUUAUCAACUCGUACACAAUCUCCAACCUCUACGGCGUGUCGUACCCGUUCACUUUGCAGUACCAAAACACGUCGUUCCGCCUCGCGAAGCAAGCCACGUUCAUCAUGUACUGGGGCCUCGCCAACGAUUUCGACGCGGUGGCUCCAAAUAGAAGUAGCAGCAGCGGCCCCUCCCAUCCCCCCCUCCUCCUCUCUGGACGCAGCCUCGUGCGAUCGUCGCCUUUGUAUGCGUUUGCCAACACGUCGCUAGAGGCGGUUCUACAACUUAACGGGACGCUCCCGCCCGCGUUGUCUCAGAUCCACCAGCGAUUUCGCAACGUGAUCGGGCCGUUUGGGUCGAUUGAUAUGCACUUCAUCACGUGCCCAAAGGCGGCGAAGCACGCCGUGGCCAUUAUUUUUGACAUGCUCAACCGAGUGCUUGGGACCAAUCACGACGCGAAACGUGACUUUUACAACAUCACAGACCCGUCCAGCGGCAUCACACCAGCCCCCAAAGCGUGGACCGACGUCAACUUUUUGCCUGUGGGGGGCAGUCCGUUUUGCGCCGAAGUGCCCUUUGCAGGCCAGGGAUCGAUCGCCAUGGGCAUGGUGUCGUUCCCGUCGUGGGAAGCGCAAUGCAAAUCGAUUAUUACGUGGACCCUCAUCGCCCCCACGCGUCGGUACCUCGUCACAUCCGUCCUCUUGUCCAACCUGACCGACGUCGCCCGCAUCUGCGCCCAAAACGUGCAAUACCAAGCGAAAUGCACCGACUUUGUCAACGAAACCGUGUCGUUCGUGUCGACGUACUUGGUUGAUCUAGUGCUUCUCGACUUGAUGGAGGCUGCAACUACUGCCAUUCGAAACACUCGAGUGGAAAUGAUUCAGUUUGGCCAGACAAGUGUCGACGACCCCGUCGAGUUGUAUCGGUAUCGUGUACUGGAAGACCCUUUUGGCGGCGACGAGUUUGCCUUUUUCUCGUGGAUGUACUUGAUCGAAUGGACUUUGGGGUUGCGAGAAGUGGUGUCGUUUCAGGGCGACGUUGGGACGAUGGCGAUUCUCACAGAGUACACGGCACCCCUCCAGCAGCAAGUGGACGGCGCCCAAACCCCCGUGAACUUUUCUAUUUACAUGCGAAGUGCCGUAUGGUACAUUACGCUGGCCAUGAUCGCCGUGACGUCGUUGCUGCUCUUGUACGUGUUUGCCAGCCACGGCCAAAUCGAGGUAAGCAACUUGCUCGAGCUACAGCGCGUCGGGGCGAUCGUGUGGGUGGGUCGGCCGCUCCUGUUUCUCCGUGGCCUCACCGCCAUCGGCCUGCUAUCCACGGCCAUGCUCGAGCUGGCCUUUGAUGCGUACAUGUCGACGUUCCGAGUCGGGCACCCGCCAUGGUACAAGACGGUCCUCGCAGCCAACGAAGUUACGUGGAUGGUGGCGAUCGUAGACGACCUCGCCUUGCCGCUCACGCAAGGGUACACGCCGUACUACGCCACGACCAACAGCAUUCUGGUGUGGACCAUCACUGCGAGUUUGAGCUACUACUGGCCCGUGACCCACGUCGUGUCCCUGGCGCAAUGA
Messenger RNA from Aphanomyces astaci, 2862 nucleotides. RefSeq lists its product as hypothetical. The record is from RefSeq and is a predicted model, not a curated record. Lineage: Eukaryota; Oomycota; Saprolegniomycetes; Saprolegniales; Verrucalvaceae. The transcript has a single exon. Bases 1 to 2862 code for a protein of 953 amino acids.